UUGCUGGGGGGGUCUACGGUCGGAAGCCUGGCCGCGGCGCGCAGGUCCCGCCUUGCCCUUGAAACCCUUCCUGUGCGGAGCCAUGGCGGCGUUGGCGGCCUUUCUGCGCGGCGCCGUCCGCGGGCGCGGGGCUCUGCUUCGGAGGCCGCUGCAGGAAAUAAGAUACACAGAGCGCAAUUAUGUAUCAAAACCUACUUUGAAUGAAGUGGUUAUAGUCAGUGCUACCAGAACGCCCAUUGGAUCCUUUCUGGGCAGCCUUUCCUCUCUGCCAGCCACCAAGCUUGGUUCUCUUGCAAUCAAGGAAGCUGUUGAAAAAGCAGGGAUCCCAAAGGAAGAAGUGAAAGAGGCAUACAUGGGGAAUGUAAUUCAAGGCGGCCAAGGACAAGCCCCUGCUCGACAAGCAGUACUGGGUGCAGGCCUGCCAAUUUCUACGCCGUGCACCACCGUCAACAAGGUUUGUGCUUCAGGAAUGAAAGCCAUCAUGUUGGCCUCUCAAAAUCUUAUGUGUGGACACCAGGACGUGAUGGUGGCUGGCGGCAUGGAGAGCAUGUCCAAUAUUCCGUACGUGAUGCCGCGGGGAGCAACGCCCUACGGAGGUGUGAAGCUUGAAGAUCUGAUUGUAAAAGAUGGGCUAACUGAUGUCUACAACAAAAUUCACAUGGGUAACUGUGCUGAGAAUACCGCCAAGAAGCUGAGCAUUACCCGAGAGGAACAGGAUGCGUACGCCAUCAGCUCCUACAAGCGAAGCCAAGCAGCCUGGGAAGGUGGGAAGUUUGGAAGUGAAGUCACCCCUGUCACAGUGACAGUAAAAGGUAAACCAGAUACAGUGGUGAAAGAAGAUGAAGAAUAUAAGCGGGUUGACUUCAGUAAAGUUCCAAAGCUAAAGACAGUUUUCCAAAAAGAAAACGGCACCGUGACAGCAGCCAAUGCCAGCACCCUGAAUGACGGAGCAGCUGCUGUGGUCCUGAUGACGGCAGAUGCUGCCAAGAGGCUCAAUGCAAAGCCACUGGCACGGAUUGCAGCAUUUGCUGAUGCUGCUGUAGACCCUAUUGACUUCCCCGUUGCACCUGCCUACGCCGUCCCCAAGGUUCUUAAAAAUGCAGGACUGAAAAAAGAAGACAUUGCAAUGUGGGAAGUAAAUGAAGCCUUUAGUGUGGUUGUACUAGCCAACAUUAAGAUGCUGGAUGUGGAUCCUGAGAAAGUGAAUAUUCAUGGAGGCGCAGUCUCUCUGGGGCACCCAAUUGGGAUGUCUGGAGCCCGGAUUGUCGUUCAUUUGGUCCAUGCCUUGAAGCAAGGUGAAUUUGGUCUUGCCAGUAUUUGCAAUGGAGGAGGAGGCGCUUCUGCUCUACUGAUUGAGAGGCUGUAGAAAAUGUGUAGUGUUUGAGACAACUCUAUGUGAUGGAAAACCCUGCUGAAAUCUACAAUACCCUGGGUUACCAGCUUAUAUUCAUAAUAAGUGAUUUCAUUUUUCAUUAUUUUCUACAUUUUUCAAAGACAGUGAAUCACAUCCUGAAACAUGCUAAAAUUACAAAUAAAUCUUUUCUCCUGUAUGAGUUUAA
Molecule: messenger RNA, 1559 nt
Organism: Perognathus longimembris pacificus (Pacific pocket mouse)
Lineage: Eukaryota; Metazoa; Chordata; Mammalia; Rodentia; Heteromyidae
Gene: Acat1
Product: acetyl-CoA acetyltransferase 1
Exons: 12
Coding region: 83-1366 (427 amino acids)
Biological process (GO): fatty acid beta-oxidation
Molecular function (GO): acetyl-CoA C-acetyltransferase activity
Source: RefSeq, a predicted model, not a curated record